Molecule: messenger RNA, 360 nt
Organism: Schizosaccharomyces cryophilus OY26
Lineage: Eukaryota; Fungi; Ascomycota; Schizosaccharomycetes; Schizosaccharomycetales; Schizosaccharomycetaceae
Exons: 1
Coding region: 40-345 (101 amino acids)
Source: RefSeq, a predicted model, not a curated record
AAAAGAUUGAGGUCUGAACUCGUUUGAAAGUUGAUUGGAAUGGAAACGAAACCAAAAGCCAUCUGGAUUCAAAAGCACAGUUCCAAGUCUACAGCUCUAAAAGGGAAUGUGAAAGAUUUUAUAUUUAUAAUCUCUCAUGUCUACGAGUUUCAGCAUCAAAGAAUUCACUCUUCUUCCUUUCAUACCAUCCAUCGAAAGCCGAGAGCGAUGACAAUCGCUGUAUCUAUGCUGCGUUCAUUUUUUUUGUGGAUUAUAAUUUCAUCUUCAUUUUCUUCUAAGAUUUCCGGGAUUUUCUCUCUUGCUCGUCUAACUGCCUAUACUAACAAAAUUUUCAUUUUGUUUUGAUUUAUUUAUCUUUUU